ACGUCUACACACAUAGGUAUUGUCAGUCUUAUGAAGAAGUCUGCUGUCGAAGUGUAUGUAAAGGAGAGAAGGUCAUCUGGAGAGAGUACGUCUAGACUGCAGUGUGCAGGCUGGAGCCCAGCAUAUACAGAGGUUUACCACAAGUGUAAUGGGAUUGGGGAGCGGCCGCAGAGGAAUGAAGUCCCCACCUCUUCUCAUUGCUGUCCUCCUGUCGUGUAUUUUGGUUUUGGGGAUAAACUACUGGAUGACAAGCUCCCGAUGUGUGGAACUACAGAGUCACGUGUUGGAGCUGGAGGGGAAAAUGCACAGGGCAGCCGCUGAGCGAGGGGCUGUGGAAAUGAAAAAGAACGAAUUUGAAGAAAAGCUGGCUAAGCAGAAAGAACAAAUUGACAAUAUCCAGUCUUUGCACAGUUCCCAGUUGCAAAGUGUAAACUUGUUGUAUAACAGUGAAAAGGAAUCUUUAAUAAACAAUAUAACGCUAAAGGAUAGACGGAUACAGAUUCUACAAGGUCAGGUCAGGGACUUCGAGGUGAACUUACAAAAUGCAGAGAAGGAGCUUUUGGAACUACAAGAGAAUCAGAACAAGAAGUCUACAUUUGAGCUAACCCAGUGCAGAAGCAAAAUGAAUGAGCAGAUGGAACAGUGCGAAGAAAAGCUACGGAGGGCGAGAGGGAACGAUCCCAAUCAGGAUCUGAUCAAAUCUGAGCAGUCUAAGCCAACAAUCCCAAAUCCAGAUGUUGACAAAAAAGACAACAAUAUAAAGGAGAUCCCACAGGAAAUUGAAGACAAUGCAAUUCAUGAUGUCAAUAAACAAGUAGAGGAUGUCAAAAAAGUUGAGCCUCCAAACAGUGAUGAAAACGGAAUUGCAGGAAAAGGAAUCAUUGACCUCUCCAAUAAAAACCUUGCCCCAAUCCAUGAAGUUCCCAAGCAAAACAAAGAGAAUGGAGUAGAAGAGGAGGAUAAGGCACAAAACGCUCCAGUACAAAAUGAGAAAAACAAGGCAGAAGAUGCACCCCUGCAAAAUAAGGAGAAUAAAGUAGAAGGUGUAGCAGUUGAAAAUGAGGAUACGUUGGAAGAAGCAGUAGACGCAGAAAAGGAGUAUAAUGAGGAGCUAAAGAAAGAUGUCCAAAACAAGGCAGCGCAAAAAGAAGCACAAAAUGAGGAAGUGGAACGAGAGGAACUGCUAAAUAUGGAAGAUCAGUCAGAAGAUAAAGUACCAAACCAGAUUGGAAACAAUGAUGGUAAAGAUGCACAGGAUGAUUAUAAUGGAGAUGAGGGCAAUGUAGCUGAGCCGGAGGCAGACAAGCAAGCACAACUGGAAAACAAUCAGAACUUAGUCGAUCGCAAAGCAAUGGAUGCUAAAAAAUUUGUUCAAGAAGGAGACGACAACCGCGAUCCAAAUCUAAAAAAAUAAACUAUUUCAAACACUUGUGAGAAACAUGAAUUGUUCUCAGUCAACUGACUGAACAAUGCCUUUAAAGAAAGGCCACUGUCUAUGGGACCAGAUGAAGUAGAAAAUGCACGCUCCAGCAAAACUUGAAGACAAAUCUCAAUUCCUUUAAUUCAAGAGAUUCCUUUUAUCCACAAGACACCUUGCAGCUUUAAGAAAGACUUAAUUAUAGAAAAAUGUAACAUUCAUUUGACUAUUUUUAAAUCAUUAACUAGAAUGUGUGAUAUUAUUUUUUAGUGAAUGUAGGCUUUAAAAAAAAAAAUAAAAAAAAACUGCAGUGCAAUUUUAUAGUAAAAAAAUAUGUACAGGACGGGGUCUGUUGUAAUAAAUGUAUGUUUACAGAUUAAAUAACAUUUAAAUCCAUUCAGAGCAGUUGAAAAUCUAAAUAUUCCCAUUAAUAUUUCAAGAGAGUAACUUUUUAGGUUUAAUUGGGUUAGGUAAUCAUGCAGAUCUUACACUUCCAUUUGUGGGGUAAUAUAAACUUGCCUUCCUUCUUGUUUAAUGACUCGGUUUUUAAGAACUUAACUUAUUUUAGAAACUGGUAACAUCUAAGCGACUAGUUUCAGACAAAUUUAAUUAAUUUUUUACCCAUGUAGUAUUCUUUGUAGGAGAACUAUUGUUCCAGAUAAAAGCAAUGAGUCCAAUUUAAUUGUAACACAGUGCUUUAAUAUGUCAUUUUAUUUAAUGGUUUAAGAAAUAGGCAAAAACCAUGUCCUACUUCUAGUAUAAACUGGGAUAGGACAAAGUGACGUAUGUGACAUAAUUCUCGUAAACAUUGCUUUGAUGAAAUUAUUGUCAAGUCUCAUUUCUCUACCUUGUCAAGAACACACGCAAAUGCUAAUUAGAUGGACACGUGUUUUACUUCUACAAAAUACUUGGAAAGUGGAAACAAUGAAAAAUGUAGUGCUUUUAAUGAUUUAUAAUGAAUUACAUUGAAAUUGACUAAACACAGUAAGUAUAUAUAUAUAUUAUUUAAGAAUGUAUUUUGGUGUGAUUGUAGGUUGCACUUUCAAUUUAGUCAGGAUCUUCAGAACAACUCUUGAGUAUGACACACUUUUUGUUACUGUGUAGGGAAUUAGAAACUGUGGUCCACCAGCUGUAAUUGACCCCCAAGAGGUGAAUAACCAAAGAUUAGGCAAGGGUUUGUCCAAUAUAGAUCACCUAGAACUCACUUAUCCACCACUAUUUUUUUGAAAAGGUUUAUGGAUAUUCUAGCUCACUAACAGCUAGAGAACUGUAUUUAACAGUAUGGAACAGUGAAGAAUCGGCAGGGGCAUUUCAAACAGUUAGUAAUAUUAGUGAGAAUGCUGAAAACACACACACAUCUCUCUCUCUCUCUCUCUCUCUCUCUCUCUCUCUGUGUGCCUUAAAAAAAAUAAAACCAAUUAAAAUAGCCUUUUUUGUAGAUUAAAAAUAAAUUGUUACUUUGAGAAUGUCACUAUAAUCUGUAGACCAGAGGCAGGAUUUUUCUACUGUUAAUUGAUUAGAUAAAAUAAAAAAAUAACUUAUUGACUCUUAAAAGCAAACUCACAAUGCAAUUUCUACAUAUAAAAUGCUAAUCACAGAGGUAGAUGUUUUAUAACAUUUGCAAGAAACAUGCAGAUAUCUGGUACAUUCGUUUGAUGUAUUUUUUUGCCUUCUAACAUUUGAUUGUAAAAUUAAUGUCAGAAUGUUUGCCAAACAUUUAAUACCUUAGCAUGCUUUGCAUAAAUGUUACAAAAAAAAACAAACAAUCCUCAAUCACUACAUAGUCUAAGCUUUUAAUUUUUAUCUAUGUGGGGCAAGAAAUUGGAUAUUUUUCUUGGGAUUGGUACUGUUUGUAUCCACUUGGCUUAAAAUUGUACAUUAGAAGUUCUGUUUUAAUUUAUGUCAUUUGUUUUGUAUUUUCUGAACAUAUUUGAUUACAUUUCUUCAAAAACUA
Pelobates fuscus (common spadefoot toad) is the source of this 3371-nucleotide messenger RNA. It is a transcript of the gene GOLM1, whose product is annotated as golgi membrane protein 1. The coding region runs from base 149 to 1414 and encodes 421 amino acids. The record is from RefSeq and is a predicted model, not a curated record. NCBI's taxonomy places the organism in Eukaryota, Metazoa, Chordata, Amphibia, Anura, Pelobatidae. The transcript has 10 exons. Gene Ontology annotation, cellular component: Golgi apparatus.